This is a messenger RNA of Medioppia subpectinata, 1204 nucleotides long. The record is from the annotation of a GenBank genome assembly. NCBI's taxonomy places the organism in Eukaryota, Metazoa, Arthropoda, Arachnida, Sarcoptiformes, Oppiidae.
AGCACAUCGUCUCAAGACAUAUAUAAAUCAAGACAUACCGGAAGAAUACAUACCACAAGACAUAAUGGGUGGCGGAAAUCUGGUGAUACUGCCGGGAGACUCGUGCGCGUACGGGUCGCCCAAGUUCUUCGCGCUGUGCGGUUUAGGUGGUGUCCUGUCGUGCGGUGUCACACACACGGCGUUGACGCCACUGGAUCUGGUGAAGUGUCGCAUUCAAGUGAAUCCCACCAAAUACAGGGGCAUUGGGUCGGGCUUUAAGGUGACCGUCGCGGAGGAGGGUAUGCGAGGGCUGGGCCGCGGGUGGGCGCCCACGGCGUUCGGUUACUCUCUGCAAGGGUUGGGAAAGUUUGGUCUCUACGAGGUGUUCAAGAAGGUGUACGCCGACGCCAUCGGCGAAGAGGCCGCCUUCCAGUGGCGGACGUCCCUCUAUUUGGCCGCUUCGGCGUCGGCCGAGUUCUUCGCCGACAUCGCGUUGUGUCCGUUCGAGGCGUGUAAAGUGCGGUCGCAGACACAGCCCGGAGCGUCGCCGCUGUUGCGCGUGAUUAUGCCCGGCAUCUGGAAGAGCGAGGGUUUGGGCGGCUUUUAUAAGGGUUUGGCGCCGCUGUGGAUGCGUCAGAUCCCCUACACGAUGAUGAAGUUCGCCUGCUUUGAGCGCACCGUCGAGUUGCUGUAUAAGCAUGUGGUGCCCAAACCACGCGCCGAGUGUAACAAAGCGGAACAGUUGACGGUGACGUUCACCGCCGGUUAUAUCGUANACACGAUGAUGAAGUUCGCCUGCUUUGAGCGCACCGUCGAGUUGCUGUAUAAGCAUGUGGUGCCCAAACCACGCGCCGAGUGUAACAAAGCGGAACAGUUGACGGUGACGUUCACCGCCGGUUAUAUCGCCGGUGUCUUCUGCGCGAUUGUCUCACAUCCGGCCGACACAGUGGUCUCGAAGCUCAACCAAGACAAGGGCAGUACCGCCGGAUCGGUGCUCAAGAAGUUAGGAUUUGGCGGUAUGUGGAAAGGACUGACGCCCCGUAUCAUAAUGAUUGGUACGCUAACUGGUCUCCAAUGGUUCAUCUAUGACGCGGUGAAGGUUGCGCUGGCAAUGCCGCGGCCGCCGCCGCCCGAAAUGCCCGAAAGUCUUAAGAAAAAGUUGGCCGCAAAGCAGGAAUAAUGAGCGCUUCGCAAGAGUUUUAGGCUUAAUAUAUAACUAAAUUUA